Lachnellula hyalina is the source of this 1098-nucleotide messenger RNA. RefSeq lists its product as uncharacterized. Lineage: Eukaryota; Fungi; Ascomycota; Leotiomycetes; Helotiales; Lachnaceae. Bases 1 to 1098 code for a protein of 365 amino acids. Gene Ontology annotation, cellular component: cytoplasm. The record is from RefSeq and is a predicted model, not a curated record. Gene Ontology annotation, molecular function: oxidoreductase activity. The transcript is spliced from 2 exons.
AUGGCAAAACUAUCCCGUGAGGGUUCCAACAAGGAAUUCAAUAUCUGUCUUAUUGGAAGUGGGGGCGUAGGGACUAUUGCGGCAUUGGUGCUUGAGAACUCUGGUAGAGCAAAUGUAACCGCUGUGCUAAGAUCUAGCUAUGACAUUGUGAACGAGAAAGGUUGGGAUAUUGAGAGUGUGGAUCAUGGACCGAGAGAAGGUUGGAGGCCGAGUCGGGGUGAUCGUACCAACAUCAAUGAUGCGACCUUUGGGCCCUCGCAAUCGACGACUUUCGGGGGUCCUCUUCCUACAGGAGCUUCAACGCCCAUGGAGCCUGCAAAAGAACGCUACGACUUCAUCGUUAUAUGUACUAAGCAGAUUCCCGAGCAACAAUCCAUCGCGAAGAUGAUAGCACCACUCGUCACGCCCUCGCUAACCUCGAUCGUCCUCAUCCAAAAUGGACUUAAUAUCCACAUCCCCUUCAUAUCAGCGUUCCCAACCAACGUGACCAUGUCAGCAGUCUCCAUGAUAGGCUCCUUCACAGCGCCCCCAAACAAAAUAAAACACAUCGGACCCGAUAUCCUCCAAAUCGGAGCUCACUACCAUCCCGGAGUGCCUGACUCCAUCUCCUUGGAACGGACACAGACAUUCAUCGAGAUGUAUAGCGCUGGAGGAGCGGCAUCUUGCAUUCUCGCACGAGACAUGCCGAAAGCGCGGUAUGCAAAGAUCUUGUGGAAUGGCACGUUCAACACCAUCUGUGCGCUGAUGUUGAUGAAUGUGGGCGAGGUACAGCGAUCUGGCGCGCGCGAGAAGCUAGUCAUUCCAAUCAUGCAUGAGCUCCAAACCGUAGCAAAAGCAGACGGGCAUGAGUUAGAGGAUGAACUUGUUCGGGAAAUGGCCUUCAGAAGUCCUGAAUCCUCACGGUGGCGGCCGAGCAUGUUGCUCGAUAGAGAGUAUGGGCGGCCCAUGGAGUACGAGGCUAUCCUUGGCGACCCGAUCCGGAGGGCUGCUGAGCUGGGUGUCCAGGUGCCGGUUAUGACAACUGUCUAUGAAUUGUUAAAGUUGGCAUCUUGGAAGAUCAAUAAUCCAAGUGAAGCUGCGGAGCCUAGUAUAGCCUAG